Molecule: messenger RNA, 3334 nt
Organism: Anthonomus grandis grandis
Lineage: Eukaryota; Metazoa; Arthropoda; Insecta; Coleoptera; Curculionidae
Product: chromatin-remodeling complex ATPase chain Iswi
Exons: 9
Coding region: 146-3181 (1011 amino acids)
Biological process (GO): regulation of transcription by RNA polymerase II; nucleosome organization
Cellular component (GO): chromatin; nucleus
Molecular function (GO): ATP hydrolysis activity; nucleosome binding; histone binding
Source: RefSeq, a predicted model, not a curated record
AGACGAACGAAGUGUCAAAUUGAAAAACGCCGCAGCUUCAAGGCUAUUUGUUGUAGUUUUUAAUGAUUUCCGUAAUUUCCCGCCUGUUUAUCGGCGUAUUUCCAUAAUAUUCUGCGAAUUUCUUAUAUAAAACACACAAGAGACCAUGUCGCAAACCGAGGAUACAGCUGAAAACACCGAAAUGGGUGAAAGUGCGACAAACGACAAUGAAUCCUCCUCUGAUGGCAACUCAAAGAACGAAGACUUCGACACCAAGGUGGAAAACGACCGGGGGAAACGGUUCGAUUAUCUCCUCAAACAAACAGAGAUUUUCUCGCAUUUUAUGAACCAAACUAAGACCCCUACCAAGGGGAAACCCGCUGGUAGGCCUAAAAAGACUAAAGAGGAAAUCGCUGACCACAGACACAGGAAAACCGAACAAGAAGAAGACGAGGAACUUUUAGCUGAAACCAAUGCCAAGACAAAAGCGAUGAUUCGCUUCGAGGUUUCACCUCCUUACAUUAAAGGGGGCGAAAUGAGGGACUAUCAGAUCAGAGGGCUGAAUUGGAUGAUUUCUUUGUAUGAAAAUGGUAUUAACGGUAUCUUGGCGGACGAAAUGGGUUUGGGUAAAACGUUGCAAACGAUCUCGCUGCUUGGUUUUAUGAAGCAUUACAAGAACACAGCGGGUCCCCAUAUUGUCAUCGUUCCCAAGUCGACGUUGUCGAAUUGGAUGAACGAGUUCGCCAAGUGGUGUCCCUCUUUGCGUGCUGUAUGUCUCAUUGGCGACCAAGAAGCCAGGAAUACCUUAAUCCGGGACGUCCUAAUGCCGGGCGAAUGGGACGUGUGCGUCACCUCCUACGAGAUGUGCAUCAAAGAAAAGUCGGUUUUCAAGAAGUUCAAUUGGCGCUACAUGGUCAUCGACGAGGCCCACAGGAUCAAAAACGAAAAAUCCAAACUGUCGGAAAUAUUGAGGGAGUUUAAAACUACCAAUAGGCUGCUACUUACAGGUACACCCUUGCAAAAUAACCUGCACGAACUAUGGGCCCUACUAAAUUUCCUGUUACCGGACGUCUUUAAUUCCUCCGAUGAUUUCGACGCGUGGUUCAACACGAAUCAGUGUCUGGGCGACAACAGUUUGGUCGAACGUUUACACGCCGUUUUAAAACCGUUCCUGCUACGAAGACUUAAAUCCGAGGUGGAGAAACGCUUGAAGCCGAAGAAGGAGGUGAAGGUUUACGUGGGGUUGAGCAAGAUGCAACGGGAAUGGUAUACCAAGGUCCUGUUAAAAGACAUCGAUAUAGUAAACGGGGCAGGAAAAGUGGAAAAAAUGCGUCUGCAAAACAUCCUGAUGCAAUUACGCAAGUGCACCAACCACCCUUACUUGUUCGACGGGGCCGAACCGGGUCCACCCUACACCACGGACGAGCAUUUGGUCUUCAAUUGCGGCAAAAUGACCAUUUUGGACAAACUGUUACCGAAACUACAAGAACAAGGAAGCAGGGUACUGAUUUUCUCGCAAAUGACCCGGAUGCUGGACAUUUUAGAGGACUAUUGCCACUGGAGGGGCUACAACUACUGUCGCUUAGACGGACAAACGCCACACGAGGACCGUCAGAGGCAAAUCAACGAGUACAACGAGGAGGGCAGCAAAAAGUUCAUUUUUAUGUUGUCUACAAGAGCGGGCGGUUUGGGGAUUAACUUGGCCACGGCUGAUGUGGUGAUUAUCUACGAUUCGGAUUGGAAUCCACAGAUGGAUCUGCAGGCGAUGGAUCGGGCCCACAGGAUCGGACAGAAGAAGCAGGUGAAAGUGUUCAGGUUCAUAACCGACAACACCGUAGAAGAAAAGAUCGUAGAACGUGCCGAAGUAAAACUACGCCUGGACAAACUGGUGAUCCAACAGGGCCGACUGGUGGACAGCAAAGCGGCCACCCUAAACAAGGACGAAAUGCUGAACAUGAUCAGACACGGGGCGAACCACGUGUUCGCCUCCAAAGACUCGGAAAUCACGGACGAGGACAUCGACUCCAUACUGGAAAGGGGCGAGGUCAAAACCCAGGAAAUGGCUCAGAAAAUGGAGAGUUUGGGCGAGUCGUCGUUGCGGAAUUUCACGGUGGACACGCCCACUCAAUCCGUUUAUAAAUUCGAGGGCGAAGACUAUCGGGAGAAACAGAAAACGAUCGGGAUCAGUAACUGGAUCGAGCCGCCUAAAAGGGAACGUAAAGCGAAUUAUGCGGUGGACGCGUACUUCCGGGAGGCCCUGAGGGUUUCCGAGCCAAAGGCCCCCAAAGCCCCCAGGCCCCCUAAACAACCGAUGGUGCAGGACUUUCAGUUCUUUCCUCCGCGUUUGUUCGAACUUUUGGAUCAGGAGAUUUAUUAUUAUCGUAAGACUUUGGGGUACAAGGUGCCCAAGAACUUGGAACUAGGGCCGGACGCUACGAAGCAUCAACGCGAGGAGCAGAGGAAAAUUGACGAGUCUGAGGCGCUUACGGAUGAAGAACAGCAGGAAAAGGAGCAGUUGCUCACGCAAGGGUUCACCAACUGGAGCAAAAGGGAAUUCAACCAAUUCAUAAAAGCGAACGAGAAGUACGGCAGGGACGACAUCGAAAACAUCGCCAAAGACGUGGAAGGAAAAACCCCCGAGGAAGUGAUGGAGUACUCGGCCGUCUUUUGGGAACGUUGCCACGAAUUACAGGACAUCGACAAACUGAUGGCGCAAAUAGAGAGGGGCGAGGCCAAGAUCCAACGUAGGGCGAGCAUAAAGAGGGCGUUGGACGCGAAAAUGGCCCGAUACCGGGCGCCUUUUCAUCAACUGCGUCUCGCCUACGGGAAUAACAAGGGCAAAAACUACAUGGAGGAAGAGGACAGAUUCUUGGUGUGCAUGUUACAUAAAUUAGGCUUCGACAGGGAGAACGUUUAUGAGGAAUUGAGGGCGGCCGUGAGGGCGUCGCCCCAGUUCCGGUUCGAUUGGUUCUUAAAAUCGAGGACGGCGAUGGAGUUGCAACGGAGAUGCAACACGCUGAUCACGUUGAUCGAGAGAGAGAACGCCGAGCUGGAGGAGAAGGAGAAGAACGAGAGGAAGAAGAAGGCUACUAAGACGAGCCAGUUGGCAGGUACGCCGACUCAAGUGGCCCAAAAGUCGGGUCAAAAAAGGAAAAGCGACAUGCCCGGCACCCCCGUCGAGAAAAAGAAGAAGAAAAAGUAGCGCGUAAGUGCGGAUCAAUAAAUUAAAUAUUUCCCUUUUUUUCCUGUGUAUGCGUGUGUGAUUUCCUUUUUUAAUUUAAAUCGAAUAAAUGUUGAAUGUGUAGCGGGUUAAGAUAGUUUCCAUUUUUUUUUUAAAUAAAUAAAUUCAGUUUUA